Iphiclides podalirius (scarce swallowtail) is the source of this 1293-nucleotide messenger RNA. The record is from the annotation of a GenBank genome assembly. Lineage: Eukaryota; Metazoa; Arthropoda; Insecta; Lepidoptera; Papilionidae.
AUGCCGGAGACUUCAAAAAUGAAUGGAUAUGCAAAAACAAACGGUCAUAGUUAUGAUAUGGAAGAUGGAUCAGUGUUUUUAUUUACAUCAGAGUCUGUCGGCGAGGGACAUCCAGAUAAAAUGUGCGAUCAAAUAAGUGAUGCUGUUCUUGAUGCGCAUUUGAGACAAGAUCCUGAUGCGAAAGUAGCUUGUGAAACCGUCACAAAAACGGGAAUGAUCCUGCUGUGCGGUGAAAUCACUUCCAAAGCUAAUGUUGACUAUCAAAAGGUAGUCAGAGAGACAGUGAAACAUAUUGGCUAUGAUGAUUCUUCUAAAGGUUUUGAUUGGCGUACACUAAACUUGUUAGUGGCUAUUGAAGAGCAAAGCCAAGACAUAGCAGGCGGGGUUUAUCAAAACAGAGAGGAAAUUGAUUUUGGGGCAGGAGAUCAGUCGCCAUACAUUGCAGCUGGAGUGCAUGAAAACAGAAAUGAGGAAGAUGUUGGGGCUGGUGAUCAGGGAUUGAUGUUUGGAUAUGCUACUGAUGAAACAGAAGAAUGCAUGCCACUCACGGUAGUGCUUGCCCACAAACUCAACCAAAAGAUUGCUGAGCUGAGACGAAAUGGUGAAUUUUGGUGGGCUCGCCCAGACUCUAAGUCACAGGUAACCUGUGAGUAUGUCUUUGCUGGUGGUGCCACGGUGCCGCAGAGGGUCCACACUGUUGUUGUUUCUCUACAACACUCUGAGAAGAUAACAUUAGAAACACUACGUGAAGAGAUCCGGGAGAAGGUGAUUAAGGAAGUGAUCCCAGCCCAAUACUUUGAUGAUAGAACCAUUGUCCACAUCAAUCCAUCCGGGCUUUUUAUUAUUGGAGGACCCCAGUCGGACGCGGGGCUCACCGGGCGCAAGAUCAUCGUGGACACGUACGGCGGGUGGGGCGCGCACGGCGGCGGCGCCUUCUCCGGCAAGGACUUCACCAAGGUGGACCGGUCGGCGGCGUACGCGGCGCGCUGGGUGGCCAAGUCGCUGGUGCGCGCCGGCCUCUGCCGCCGCUGCAUGGUCCAGGUUGCCUAUGCGAUUGGAGUAGCUGAGCCACUCUCUAUCACGGUGUUCGACUAUGGCACAUCGCACAAAACCCAACAGGAACUACUCUCCAUUGUACAGAAGAACUUCGAUCUUCGGCCCGGCAAAAUUGUUAAAGUAUACUACUUCUCUGGUCGCGUCACAGUGGAGCGAGUGCGUUUGGGAACGAUGAGUCCCGAACGUUCUCGUUCUACUGCAAAUCUUGUGCUGCUCGCCGUGGCGUUGCCCCCAAGA